This is a messenger RNA of Numida meleagris (helmeted guineafowl), 15715 nucleotides long. RefSeq names its product family with sequence similarity 169 member B (gene FAM169B). NCBI's taxonomy places the organism in Eukaryota, Metazoa, Chordata, Aves, Galliformes, Numididae. The transcript is spliced from 8 exons. The coding region runs from base 3116 to 3976 and encodes 286 amino acids. The record is from RefSeq and is a predicted model, not a curated record.
UAAUUUGUGGAUUCUUUUAAAUAAAAAGACACUGAUUCCACUGCCCCUGUCUCUCCCUGACUAAUAAACUUGCAGAACUAACUUUACUAGCCACUGAGGCUGAAGGAGCAGCUAAUAAAGCAAACAAGGAAAACUCUGCAGCUUUAAACAAGGCAAAAUUUGCCACAGCCAUCAGUGAAUUGCAUUCACAAUUCCACUGUCUUUCUUUUUCCUAGGUCAAUCAAGAUUCUUACCAAUUUUUUUUUUUCAGUGUAACUGCUUAUUAGUAAAACUUAGCCUGUGAUACCGAACAGGAUGAUGACCUAUGGGUCAGUUCAUAGUUUUUUUCAGAUUUGUGCUUAAAAAGACAUGUUAAUCAUAAAAAUAAUUAAAAAAUAACAAAAAACAAACAACCAAAAAGCAAAGGCUACCUUCUUUAGGAAGGUAUGAACAAUGCACAUACAAGGAAGAAAGCAAAAUUUAAGACUUACCAUUACUUAAAUCAGUUUCCUGAAUAAGAAAUUAAGGAUGUUUUUGUUUGGGACAUUAUAGCAGCUUUACAGAUCCGUAUGGAGGACUGCUUCAAUGCUAUGAAAUACUAGGUGAUUUAUUAUCUGUUCUUGCAUAGUUUAGCUAUGUCUGCUACAUUUGUAUGCUCUGAAACAACUGAAUUCAAAGCUACUCCUGAAACUUCUGAGAAAGUAUGAUUGUAGCUUUAAUAUUAGCACUUGCAUAUGUUUAUGUGUUUGUAACGUGGGUAUUUGAGGUUUGUGUACAUUUUUUUCCUCAUCCAAAAUUAAGAAAACAAGCCCUGGGUAUUUGAAAGCAAAUCACAGACACAGCUGACUCAGCUCAAUACUGGUUGUUUUCUUCCUGCUGUAUACAAAUAUGAUUGGCGUGGUGUUCAUCUUGAAGUAAAGAAGAAAUGGAAGCAACUUAACUAUGAAAACCCUGGUUAUCACUCUGAACAUUUUGCUGUACAGUUGUUUGAUAUAUUUAAAAAUGUAAAUUUUCUGUAAAUGCAUUUUCACCGCAGUGCAGAAGUACCAGAAUACUGCUUUAAUAGCUUUUUGCAUCUGAUGGUAACAAGAACAGACUAUGGCCCUUCACUUAGAAACAGCUCUUCCAUUUUUAUCUCUUUUAUUAUUACUUACAUACAGAUUACUUAUUUCUUGUUAUUGGCAAGAAGUGACCAAUGUGUUAUACUGCUAAAUGGAAGUGUUUAAUAGAUACCAACUUUUAUUUCAGCUGUCCAAAAUGAAAUGAGAUGAGGGAGAAAUCAAGUUGUUAUGCUAUUUGAUACCAAUCUAUAACGGAACUUUAAAGAGAAAUUUCAAGAUCCAACUCUUCAUUUCUUUUCCAUUCUAAUAAAAAUAAAUGAUCCUCAGGAAAUCCAAAGUUGGUCUUUAGGUAGAUGGAAUACAAUGUCACAAAAACAGAAGAGAAAAACAGAAGAGAAAAAACACUUUAGUGUAAAGCUUGCUGUUCCCUAUGGGCCAGUGCCCAUGAGGAACAAACAAACUCAGUAGAAAUGGGAAAUGGAAAAAUGUUAUAGCAAUUUCAAUUGCAUUUUUUUUUGGACAGUGUUACCUUAUUUAUCAAAGUGCUUCUGCAAUUUAUGCUAUUGGUGCAUACCUGGUGCUUAGCACCAAUGGAAACACUGAAAUUGUAUAUAACUUUAAUGUAGCCAAUCUGUUGGGUGGCUGCUGUCGUUUCAGUUGUGGUGUUCUUGUAAUAUUAGCAAAAUUUAGUUCCUCUGCAUGAACAGAUUUUAUUUUAAAUUGUCUACUGUAGUUUUAACGCAGGGGUAAAGGACCUCAGCAGGGGAGCACAUAACUUUCCAUCAACGGGUCUCUUGUUCAGGCAUCAUCCACCAAGCGCCAAGAGACUCAGCAUGCAGGAUCACACAAUUUACGUAAUUAUUUAUCAGAUAGUAUGCAAAAUACAUAAGUAGGACCAACAGAUUCCUAGCCUAAAUAGUAAUAUGCUUACUACUGCUGGUUAGAAACAAAACAUAGCUGACAAGUCGUAGCUGGCCAGGACAUUUUCAAUAUGAUGGUGAAACCUUUGGGCUGAGAGUGACAUGCAUGAUACUCAGGGAAUGCUGGAAGGUGCAAAGCUUCAAGUGAUCACAAGAAUGCACUAAAAUCCACUGAUGUGCUGUAAAGUGGUUGUGUGACUGAGUGUCAGCGUCAGUGUAGAGAGUGCUCUGUCCUGCUGAGGAGGGAAAAACUGCUUUGUCUUAUUGAGGAAAAAAUAUACAAAUCUACUUUGGUAUGCUUUCAAAAAUAUUUGAAGGGAAGAUCAACCAUGCGGAGUUUUCUUUUACAGUGCUGACAGGGAAUAGAGCGUGCAAUAACAGUGUGAAGCACUCCAAGAACUUUGAAAUGUCAUCUCAAAUGGACUAAAACAGUGACGUUCCCCAAAAGCGUCAGCGCAAAGGUACGCUGAUUUUUUGUGUGUGUGUGUGCAAACAUUGCGUUAUUUCCACAUACUUUCUUUCCAUACAGUAAACUUUGAUACUUGUGCUUGCUAUUUAGAAAUAAUUCAACAAUCACGUAUCUUAGUAGGAAGGCUCCGAGGAGCCAACACCUGCAUUCUGCUUUCUGGUUCUGACAGCUGUAUAUUCUCUUCCAUCUCCCGUCCUGUGCUCCACGCCAUAACAGCGGGCAGCAGGCUGCUCACCGAGGCUCCGCAAAACCGCUACCACACUGAUGAAACCGCAGAACUGGGGAACAUUGUAAAACUGCCGCUUUUACGCAUCGCUAUUCCCUCGUAAACCCUCUGCCAGCCCAAAGAAGUGGGCGUUAACUCUAUCAGUCUGAGCUUUAGAAUUAAGAAUUUGCAACUUCUCUUUGAGUUUUUGUUGAGGGAAGAUGCGAGCUUUGGCUGGCGCUUGCCGAGGGCAGAGCUUUGAGGGGGGAAUUAGAGGCUGCCCCCUGAGCCUGCAGCUGGAGCCUCCUCCUCCCACAGAACAGCCGCCGCCGCCGGGCAUGCCCCCCUCGGUCCCUUUGUUUCCCCGGCCGCCCCCCGCCCCGCCUCCCAGGUCCGCCCGCACUGAGGGACGGGGCCGCACCGCCACCCCCGGCCGGGACGAGGGUGGGCCGCGUGCUGGGAGCCCGCCUCGGAGGAAGUGAUGGAGGCCGAGGGAGGAGGAAGAGCCGCCGCUGGUUGCUGUUAUUUGGUAGAUACAGUAGUAGGAGAUCCAGAGGUUCUGCAAGCAGAUGCUGAAACAUACUAUGAAAAACUGUUGAAGCAGUCAUCAUCUGCUCCUGACAUUUUUUCCAUCCCUGGAGGAGAAAAGGUUAAACUUGAAGAUUCCUGUGUGUGUUUUGUCCCCCUCUACCGAAAUAGUCCUGCUUGCAAAAUGUUGCUGUUAACUGAUCCACAGGAUAAAGAGACAGUUCUGGCACUUUAUGUGAACCAGCGAUGGUGGCCUGUUGAAGAUGUUGUAAAAACGGCUGACCCUUCUAGAGAUGGGUUGAUUUCGGUCCAAACAUUUGGAGAAAGGAUUGUCCUCUUUGUUCUAAACUACAUUAUUUUUGGGAUGCCAGAAGGGAAUUCAUCUAAUGGUACAUUCUUUCUACCUCACUCUGCCACUGAGUGUGCCAAGAUACUUUGGAGAAAUGGUGAGGCUGUUGCCUUUUACUCGGUGAAGAUGAAAGGGAGUCUAUGUGAUGGUACUACCAGUCAAUGUUACUUGCUGCCAGUUUUGGAUACUAUAUUUGUCCAGAGAAAGUAUAGAAGAGGUGGCCUAGGGAUGAAAAUGCUGCGUGAUUUCUGUCAGUCUUUCAAGGCUGAAGAUGCCUUGGGGAUCAGCUGCCCUAUUUCUGCUGCCAUGUAUCAAGUUUGCCAGAAAUUCUUGCAGACUUAUCCUGAGGAGCAGAAGCGACUCUGGGAGGUGGAAGCACCAGGAGAUUGGAGCCAGAGAGUCAAUAUCUGGUUAAAAAUUCAGAUGGAGUCAUCCCUUUCAGGAAGGGAUGGAAUACACUAUUGAUGUUGAGAAACAGGCAGGAGGUGCCACAGGAAAAAAAAAAAAAAAAAAGAUGGCAUAGCAAGCAGCAAGGACUCUAAACUCACAGAAUCCUGAAUGGCAGGACGUAGAACAAGGUGGAGGCAAUAGUCAACAGUGCAAAGGAUCCAGAAGAGGAGCAGGUCCUUGGGACUUUGUUGAAGACAAGGUCAUCAGAUGAUUCAGAAUUAUGCCACAACUGCAUUCUCAAAAUACAACAAAAUCUCAGUCUAGCUUAAAAAAAAAAAAAAAAUAAUGUAAUUGAAUGUUCAUAAUUUGUAACACCAGAGAGAUUUUUCAGGUAAGAUAUAAUUUUUUUGCAAGACACGUGUUCUUUAUCUUGUGUUUUGUUUUAAUAAAGCUUUCCUUUACUGAUUGUCUUUUCCUUUUUUUCUCACCAAGUGAUUGAGCCUAGUUAUUUCCCUGCUCAGGAAAGAUUUUAAUGGAUUGCAUGAGAUGACCAAAAGGGAAUAAUUGGAGGGCUCGUAGAUACUGAUGUAAGAAGAUAUUUCUAUGGAAACCACAUCCUGCAUUAUGGAAGAGAGAUACCGCAACACACAUUGGUAUCAGAAUGACAGCUGUAACCUUCCUUUCAAAGUGAACAAUUGAUGUUACAAUUGCUUUCAUUUGAGCUUUUCUAGCAGAAAAAUCUGCCUUAAACCCUGUGGUGGACAGGAGGUUAUACAAACUCCAUUAAUGCAGAAAAAGUUUGGUACGCAGAAGAGGGUGAGCUAUGGGCCUUAAAGUGCCUUUAAAUUCAGACACUGUGAUCAUUCUAUGAAUAAUUUUAGGGGAUAGCACUUUGCGUAGGUUACAUAUUGCGUGUUUUAUUUCAGGUAGGAUCUUUUCUAUUUUUUUGCAUUUAAUUAACAUGGAAGUGUAACAUAUUUCACCGGAUUACUUGGGUCAUGGCUUGGUGAAGAAAUCUUGUUCAUUGAAAACUGAUUCUGUAUUAAAUUCUUUUUAGUGAGAAAUUUCUAACUUUUGAAUAUUGUAUUAAUAAUGAAUAGUGAAGGUGAAACUCUUAAGAAUCAGAUCUUUAGUCUUGUGGAGAAUUCUUUGCAAACAGAUGGGCCCAGUGGUGAACAACACUAGCAUCUUGAGGAGCCUCAGUAGAUUUAGCAGCCUGAAAUUUUUAAGUGGAUGUCGUGGAAGAAGGAGAGGUAGCCAUUUCUUUCCAGAAACGAAUCCAGUAUUGCUGGGAGGCAGUUUUGUAGGCAGACAUUGUAGGUAUACUAUAGGGAUGUAUAUUUUUCCUGCCUGUAUUGUAUAACUCUUCGUAUGUAUCCCUGUCACCCUGGUUUUGUUUAAGGAUUUUAGGUUGUGAUUUAAUGCAGCAUUUAAUCAUAUAUCCAAGUUGUUCCAAUCCAAUCAUAUAUCCAGUUGUUCAGUACACUAUGUGUCUGAGGCAUAUUGAAAUCAAAAGCUGUAUCUGGAAACUACAGGUUUGUGUCAAGAAAACUAAAACACUGAAAUGUGUGCCAGCCUUAAUCAUGUUCCCAUGGCUCCUUUGUUUCAAAGAGAAUAAGAGAAUACAGUUAGGACUUCAUAAUCAGUUCAUCUUCAGGUUGUUGAUUCAUCAAGUCAGAAAAAGAAUGGGUGAUAUUAAAACUGCUGGAAACCAGGAGUUCUCCUGCAUAGCAGACUACAUUCUUACUCAAUGUAUUGUAAAAUACGUACAGCUUUUUUGUUUUUUAAAUAUAAUAUUUAUUAAGAGUUGUAAUGCCAGUUGCUCAUAAAUAGGAUAGAAUAUUACAUCUCUCUUCAUGACAAUUGAUUCUGGAGUUGGAAUAGUUUAGUCUCUAGUUUGCAUGUAGGCUGUAUUAUAAUUGUCAAGGUAAGAUAAAUCAGAAUAGUUCCAUGAAAUGGAGAUCAUUCAGAAAUUUCAUCAUUUUAAGUCUUCCUAGAAAAAUAAAUGAUUAAGAAUGCCACAGCAAACUCUAUUUGAAUUUGUGUUAGAGUAAGGAAGAUGGAUAAGGUACUGUGUGUGGAGUGUGCAGACACCAAAUUUGAUUAAAUGUAUUCUGUUCUAGCCACACUUUGAGUCAGAGGACAUAAUGGCGAUUUUCAGUAUCCCCACACUGAAUCUCUGUUUCACCUCUCUCAUAUCCAGUGAUCUGUUUGUUGCCACAGAAAAGUUGCUGCUUUACUCUGUUAAAGAAUUCUCUUCCUUGAUUUUGUUUAGCGUUUUGUUUUCCAAGUAUUUUUUCAAAUAUGUUCAUGAUGGCAAUGGAACAUUUUAUGGAAGUAUAAAAAGGUGCAGUUGAUGCGAUGGUAUUGUGAGUUGACUUUAUACUUUCCAGUAAUAGAAUUGAUCACAUCAUCCUUCUAAUGAAAAUUUGUGACCGUUCGAGACAGUAGAAUAAGAAGGUACAAACAAAUGCACGUCAUCUAUAGCCCAUAAAGAACCGGAGUCCAGAGUUCUGAGGUCCUGCUUACCAGUAUCAAACUCCUGGGCUACAGGCUGCAGGAGAAUACAAACUUGCUUUAUAUUCUUUCAGAAAUGUGGGCUUACGGAACAAUUAGCCUGAAUAUUUAUUUAUUUAUUUAUUUUUAUUGCUAUAUUUGUGCUUUAAGGUAUCUGAUUCAUUUAGAAGCUUGGAUCUUGGCAGUCCGAAGACCUAAGAGGGUCUGAAGCAAAAACAGGUGUAAUAUCUUCACUGUCUUAAGCGAAUGUAAUAGAAAAAACACAGACAUCUUUUUCUCCCAGAUAAAAUGCUUUUAUCUAAAAGAAAUCUUCGUUUAUUCAAGGGUAGAAUGGUUUCAAAGUACUGGGAAAGUUGGCAGAGUUUUAAAGGAGCAUUCCAAUUAUUGGACUUAGAUUUUUCAAAAUAUUAGAUUUAAGUUAUUUCUGAAUGUACACUCUCAUAGUUGUGUCUUGACAGGAUGGCAUUUUUGCUUAGGAGACAAGAAAGUAAAUGUGCAUGAGAGGGAUGGCAGCACCUGUUGUUCUUAUGGGCAUAAACAUGUCUGGCCUGGAGGGAAGGUGUUAAAGAUGAGUAUUGAUGUUAGCAGUGACCUGGGUGAGUGUCUGCCAACUAAAUCAAGAUUUGAAUAGUUCUCAAAACUCAAAAAGAAAACAAACAAAAAACCAACCCCAAAACCCAAAAGGCCACAUGGAUUUUAAGGCUAGAAAUUUCAUUAUGUUCAUCAGUCUUGAGCAGUCUUGGUGCUUUCCAUAUCAUAAACCAUACAGUUGCGUGCAUGCUUGCUGUAUCAAAAGUGAUUGGUUUUGAUUGAAACAUAGCCCAUUUUUUAAAAGAUGAUUUUGAUUUGAUAGAUUUGUUUUUCAUAUGUUGGGCAAUGGGAAAUCCACUAUGUUCCUUACUAAAUUUUUCUAAAGUUCAGUUGUAUUUACAAGUGCACUCGAUUUUCUAGUCUGAAUACAUUUUAGUUAUGUCACUCAUGGUGGAUUUUUCUGUUCUGUUUAAUGCUGAGCUAUGGCUCUGGUUCUUUCAGGAUUCCUCCCACAAGGAGAUGAUAGACACCUUGUGAUCUAGUCAUGACAUCAGUAAACAGUCCUGAGAUGUUUGAAUCUGUCUUUGUGAGGCACAUUUUCGAGACCUUGAAUCAUUUUUAUCCUUUCAGAGAGAUUUUCUUUUUUUUUUUUUUUUGAAAUUCCUUUUAGAAGCUUUAACAUCAUCAGAGACCCAUUUCCAGUUGCAGUCACUCUGACUGUUACAGGCUAGUGUUUCCCGACUGCUGAGACAUGUGAUUGUAAAUCAUUAUGGUAUUCUUAAUGGUGAACAUGCACUGUAAAACUUACCUGAUGCAGUGAAAUUAAGAGGUAUUUGUUUCAGUGUUUUCUCUUUAAUGUGCACAAUGGCUUCACCGUGUCACUGAAAUGUUGGGUUGAUCUGGCAUCAUCUUAAUAUUGCCACGAGAUGGCACUGUUAGAUAGCUUAACGUUGUUGUCAUGCCUUAGGUGUUUGAGACAGUGCCCAAGACUUAAACACAUCACUGGUUGGCUUGACUUCUCCAGAGUGAGGUUACUCGCUUAGAGAAAGGAGAAUGAGGAUGCAGUAAUGGUUGUUUUGUGUUUGCCACUCAGUCUCAUUGUAUAUGUGGAGGUUGUCCAGAGUAGGCCUAGAAGUAAUGGUUUUCAAAUAGUUGUGAAACCAAGAUGAAGUCACAGAGUAGCACCAAAUGCAAAUUGCACUCAGCUUGUGUCCAUUCAUCCUCAUGUCUCACCAGGAAGCCUGGAUAGGGCUAUGCCACACCAUGGGUUCUCAGCACUAGAUGAUUCUGUUGUUUCAUAGAUAAUUCCGGCAUCUAAUUUUCUGCUUUUGACCCUUCUCUUUCUAAUAUACACUUUGCUUCGGAGUACUACUGAGUGCUUGCUUUGCCACUUUAUUUUUUUGCAUGUAAUAGCACCUGCCGUGUAAUAUGCUGUGAAUGUUCUCAGUGUUAGAAAAGUAAAGAUGUUCUCUACUUGCCCUAAAGGCUAAGUGUCUUCCUUUCCUACUGUUUUCUGUGUGACAAUUCCAAAGGAGGGAAGAGCAUAUUAAGAAAGAAGAAAAUUUAGUUUGAUUUUAUUUCUUAAGUUUUGAAUUGGAAUGAUUCAGGUUUGUUCAAAUCACGUUUGUAUCCCAUAGGUGAAGAAGGAGUGGGUGAGCAGAACAGUCUAAACUUCAUUAGCGAACUCUAUCCUUUUUACCAUUAGCAUAUCAGGGAUGUUGCAGAAAAAGACUAAAUUAACAUGUCCAAACAGAAUUUCUGUUUUGUCAAACUUGUCACUCAACUACGUAAACAAACAAUGCAUCUAGAUAUAGCUAGUUGUUUAGUGCUAACUUAGGCCUUUCUUUGUGUAUUUCUUACCACAGAUAAGUAUGCAAUAAAAUUUUAAGUACAGAGAAGACAAAAUUAGAACUUUGUAAUUAGCCUUCUUUUCAAUUUGUUUCUUCUUGCUAUCUGAUUUGAUGGUGAAGUCUCUGUUUAAUCUUCUCUAUUCGCCUUAGACUUUAUCCUUGCGUUAUUGAAUUUUUGUGCCUUGAAGGAUUUUAUUUAUUUAUUUAUUUAUUUAUUUACUUUAGUGGUGGUGGUAGUUUUUUGAAGCCGUCUUUUUGGUUUUAAUUUAAAAUGGAGACUUCAUUUUUGGAAGAUCAGUAACCUCCAUCUGGAAGGAUUCUUUUCUCCCGGCCACUUGAUGCUUAGAUGAAGUUGAACUUUUUUUUUUAAUUCUCAGGGAGGAGAUCAGAGGUUGCAUUCACCGUCAUGAAUACAUUUGGGGAUGUCGGUAUUCAUUCAGCAGUAUCUGAUUUGUAAAUUAGUAGCUCAGGCUCUCUGCACUGUGGUAUGUUAAAGGUCAGUGACCAUGAGUGGAGAAACACUUUAGGAGCUGUUUGUGCUCUCUGGUAAACAGAGUGGCCCUGGCUUAAUGGCAUUAGUUCCAUGCUGCUUUUAGGAGAUACAGAUGUGCAACAUACCUUCUAUCCUACCUGGAACCAGUAAUGCCCUCCUAGACUUCUGCAAGGAGGAGAGAAAAACAAUUCCUAAAAGGAUUUGUUCAACUGUCUAAUUUUCUAAGUUUCUCCCUGCUUGGCAUGUCCCUUUUCUUCCAAGCAUUUGAUAACUCUCUUAACUAAGAUGCAUUUUAGGUAAAUGACAUCUUCAAGCUGCACAAUAUAAAAAAGCCUUUUGAUUCUCCCAUCCUCUCCAGAUCUUGGGGCUGGCUCAGUAUUUUUUUUUAAAGCUGUUUCUCUCGUGCUGCAUGCAGAGCCCAUCUGCUGUAAUGCAGACUGAAAUGCUGCUUUUAUCCUUGUUUGCGUAGAAGGUUGGUGGGUAAAUCAAAUGGAGUAAAAGAUGUAUUGUCCCUCUUUGCUCUAUGUCACUAGCACAAAUGUCUUUCUUUUCAAGUGUCUCUUGGUAGAAGCCACAGCCUUUGGCACAAGCCACCUCUGCUAGUUUGACCUCUUUUGUGCAUCUGGAAUGGAACACCUCUGAGAAGCACAGAACAAAACCAGCAAAAUAGCAAGAGAAAAGGUCAAGAAGGGGUCUUGCUCCCUGUAGACAUCAGAAGUUUCUGCAAGAUGAUAUUUAGCAUGUCCUGCCUGAACAGUUAAGGCAUCAAAGACAUUAGAACUUCGAUAAGUAAUAUCCUUGUGAGUUAUCAAAUAGAUCGCAAAGCAUGUUGCUCUGCCAUGCUGGGGGUGGGAGGGAGGAACCUUAUGUCUUUCUAGUCACUGAGGUAUCUGAGACUGAGAGCUUCAGAGAGCCUUUGGCUUCCAACAGAUGGAUGUACCAUGCUGUGCUCUGUCCUUGCCUGGCUUCUGACUUACAGGCCUUAGCUUAGUGUGAAGUCCUAAGAGGAACAGGAAGGCUACUUUCUACCAAAGACAGAGCUGACAUCAGUUACAAGCAGCAGAAGUGCCUGAUUUUUGCUUCUGUAUUUUUAUUUUUGCCUGGUCACAGCCUUACAGUGACAUUCUCUCAGAUCAACCAGUCUCUUUGAUGCAGCGUAAUUACAAGUACAGAGGUGAUUCCCUGUCCCCUGCCAUUUCGGCCAUGGGAUCUGAAGGGGAGGUAAGACAUACUGUGAUAAUUCACCUCUCAACUUAGCAAGGUCAGGACAAACAUUCUUGCCUGUCUUAGCCAAGUGAAAAAGCUACUGUUGUUAAAAAUCCAGGCAGUCAGUAUACUGCUGCUCAGAACCCAGAAGUGCAGGGUAAUACAACCCUGACAGCUUUGAUGCUAGAUUAUUUGGUAUAUUUGUAGCUGUGGAUUGAUGUAAUGCUGAUCAGAAAGAAUCAUCUUUGCCAAAUCCAUUGUUGAACCCCUGCCCAGGACAAUAAGCUCAUAUGGUGAUGACAUGAGCUGAGCUGUGUUCUUUAUUGUUGUUAUAGAUUUUACAUGGUCCCCUGGUUUCAUCCGCAAUUUUUCAUACGCAUGCGCAGUUCCGCUUUUCUCCUUUUGUAUCUUGCCCAGGAGUAGUGUGGAGCUUCAGAUGAGUCUAUUUUCCAUCACAAAACCCUGCCAAUAACUGCAAUUGACUCGAAACAACUUACCCAGGAUUCUCUUUCCUUAAAAAUAGAUGUGGACUGUCAAUUUUUGUGUAUAAUGCAUUAGAAGUAAAAGAAAACAACUGAACUCAGAACAGAUUUCAGCUGAUAUGAAUGCACAUGGUAUAAUGCCAUUUUGGCUAAAGUCUUUACUGGAACUCAUCAAGGGUGAGACUUCUGUGUUGCUGCUUUCUGAUGCUAUCUUUCCUUGUAUAACCAUAUGAGCAUGCAUCAGACCUAGCGUUCUAGCCAUAUCCUCUGAGUAGUUUGAGCCUCACUGUGUGGUGAAUUAUUCACGGGAGCCAUCAUCCCGCACUGCACUGCUGCUAAGGAGCAGUUUGAACCCAAGGGUGCUCACACUAAACUUAGUAACCAACUAAUGGUACCACUUGUUGAGGAAUAGCAUUUGAAUUUGUGGCUUUGGGUGCUGAAGAGUGAACUGACUGCGAGUAAAAAUUAGCCAGGAUAUACUAUAGGCUUCAUUUAAUUACCUUAAAGCUUUCCAAGUCAUUUGCAGGGGCACAGAUGCACUUUAGUGAGAUGAUAGGUUAAGGAAGAGAAUGAGAAUAUUGGCUUGGAGAAUGGGAUGGUAGUGAAAUAGAGCAUUGUUUGGGGAAGUAAGUCUCUUUCUGCAUCAAACUGUGGUUUCAAACUUGCUAAUUAGUGUUCUUGUUUUUCUUCUUAGUGUAGCAUAAGCUGUUCUAACCUGACCUAUUGGUUCACAAGAUAAAAGCAGUAAGCUAAUCAGAAUGGAGAUCCCCUCUACUGGCUGAUCCAAAUCUUUACUAAAAGUAUAAUAUCCAUGAACAUAAACAGAACAACACAUCUAAGAAUUAUGUAUCUGGGAGUUUAAAGGUGGUGAUGGUAGUGGAAAAAAAAGUUUGUAUUGCUUUGAGGUUAUUUUAAAAACUGAAACUGAAUAGGUCAAUACCCCUUAAGCUUUUUGGUCUUUAAUUCUCUUAAUGGUAUGGCAGAAAUUGUUAAUUAUAUUAUUAAAAAAGCUAUGAAGACUGUAUUAAUGUAAUGUGACCUUGGAUCAGUCAAGAUCACAUUUUUGUUAUGAUUAAAAGAUUCCUUGUCCUGAAACAUUGAUUUCAUCUUCAGCUGAGUGUGACAGAUGGAGAGAUGUUAUUGGGCCUAGGCAGUAGAUGGCAAUAUUGCAUUUCAUUCUGCACAGUGCUCAGCUGUAAAUGCUCACCUUAGGAAGGGGCCGUGAACUUUUUCCCUCAGUUUCCAAGAGCAGUUUUGCACUUACAGUGUCUGAAAAAUUCCAGAAGAAAGAUAAUUAAAAAUUACAUCUUGAAUCCAUAUUUCUACAGUUACCAGUGUCAGAUACUUGAGCACCCACUCUUCCCUCAUCCUGUGUUCAGCACAGAGCAGGCAUUUACGUGUUAGGGACCAUCAGCAUUGUCUGUCUUAUAGCAGGGUUUCAUUGAGGCAGGAUGUGUCCCCAGUUAAGUAGCAUCACUCACUUGGUUCCUGUGAUUUUUCUAGCUUUUUUGGUGAUUUUUCCAUCUCUGAUUGCAUCAAUAAAGUGAAAGCUGUAUCAGCUACUUUGGUUUAUAUCAUGAUAAGGGAAAUUCAGAAAGAAACCUAGCUAGCAUGUCCUCCUUUGUACUGUAGUAUUUGGACAGACCUUGUAGCAGGUGUGGAGGGAAUAAGAGACACUUCACAAACAGCUCGGAAUCAGGAUGGUGUGUGUUACAGGGUCUUUUGCACAUUGACUGUGCUGAGCCCUAAUGUGCUAUGCUGCUGAGUAGGCGGACAAGGAUUUUGGAAUGAAAGUGACAUCUGGGGUCAACAGUUUAUGAAAAUUAAAUACGCAGUGGCAUCUCGAGGAUCCCAUGCAUGUAAAGUGCUUUGCCUUCGUUGUCCUGUGGGCAUAUGCCAUGCAUCUACACUGUUUUGUGAGGUAGCAAGGUAAUUGCCUUAAAAAUCCUUGCUAUUCAGGAUGUUGCAGGAUGUUAGCACGCACACUAGGUGAUGGGAAGCAGAGGGGUGCACUGGCUGGUGUUAAAGCUUCAGUGCUGCUGACUUUUCUAUAAAUAACUACUGUCUGCUGUAAUUGGUCACAUCACAGUCCACGGUGAUCUUUUAUAUUAUUGCUGGCUGCUGGAAAACUCCCGGAGGCGUAAAAUAGAUACCAGGAAGAUCCUGCACCCAGCAGUGUGUUUCCCCAAGCGGCACAGCAGAGUAAAAGAGAAAUAGUGUUUACAGGGAGGUGAUGAAGAAUUUUCUGCAGCAGGAAGGAUGAAAAAAAAAAUUGUACCUCUGAAAUGAUAGCAGCAGGCCACCUCUCAUGCAGGAUAUUGCUGGGUCUUGUGGAAAGAAAAUAUCUUCGUAGGGUUUCUAGUGGUGCGCUGAAUGGGUAUUAUUAUUUGCCUCUGACUUACUUAUGGGUAUUUUUCGGCUCUCCAUAAAAUAACAGUGUCUUGCAAAAAUUGAAAACUAGAGAAAAAGAAUUAGGUGGUUGAUUUGUGUGAAACGUGUGUGGAUAGAAUACAUGGUAUUCUCCGUCCUGAAGGAUUCUGACCAAUUCACAGACCAAGAGUGCUGAAUGCUACAUUCCAUGUCCCCUUAAAUAUGUUCAGCUAUGGGGUGGAGCACAACGCUGAUGUGAAGCUGCUCAGCAUCAGGAAUCAGCAUUCUUUACUAAGGGAAGGCAGAAUAGUGCUGGAGUUAGAUGUUCAGGAGGGAAUCUGAGUGGAAGGGGUUGAGUUACCAAGGUUUGCUUGGUGUUGUUGAGCAUCUGAAAGCUUUACUGUUUUGAGAAGUGAGAGCUGAAGUGAACCACUGUAGAACUGUAGAGGCUUUAAGAUCACUAGGUGAGUGUGGGUCAUUCCCCCCCUUAAUCUCUCCUCUGUCUUAAGCUACCUUUGCCCCUUUUCAACACACAGUGCAGCGUGGUACAUGCAUUAGGGAAUGCAUGCUUCACUGGCCUAAUAAGAACUUUGCUCACGUUGACAAAGAAUUCAUAAGAACUGAAAUCUUUCCAGCAUGACACAGAAGCUGGCACAGUGAACAGGACUGUGGGACGACCUGUCAACAGCAUCUCAAUUGGCUUUUGCUGACUGAUGUCUCAAGAUUAGGUGCUUUGGAGGGCAGUUAAUAUACAAAAGAAUUUCUGUGAGAUUUUAGCUUCUGUCCUGAAUAUUUGCUAUCAGUGGGAAGUCUCUGGUUCCAGCAGUGUGAUUCCUUGUGAUUUGGAAGGAACACUGAAAGUGCGUGUAGCUUUGGGUCAGAAACAUAUUCUCCUUCAAAAUAUGCCAGGAAAGUGUCUAUGUGACAGAAGUGGGGCAAAAAGUCCCCAGGGAUGAGAACAGCAGGAUGCUUUUUGUGGCCUCAGACAGCCCUGCCAAGUGGUUCCUGGGGCCUGAUUUGACAGCAGGCUAUAUUGCUUGCUGUAAAAAGGCAGGUACUGUAUGAAAGCCACUGCUUACUUAUGAAGAAAUCUAGGCUAUUCCAGCAUGAAUUUGUUCAUCCAGAAGAUAAUUAAGUUGCUUUGAUUAUGAAGGGUGUAUAGUAGUAGUAGGACAUAAUCUGUUUAAUGCUGUGAAUUAUCCAAAGCAAUGAAGUAUGUGUCCUUUAUGCAGUAGACCACUCCAAUAACAUUUGGCUAGUCUAAGACUUACACUUUCAGCCUCAGUGUUGGUUUAUGGGGUGAAGAUGAAUGCACAGAGCCAUAUUCAGACCACCUGAAGAAAUGGUGAACUUUUCUUUGUCUCCUGGCUUCCCCUAGCCAGGAUUCAGUAACUGUAUAAGUGCUCUCAGUUGUUUCUUGUGCUCAUGAAGUUAAAAGUCAGCAUUUAUCUUAGGUGCCAUCAUAAGGAGCCUAUAUAUGGCUCACGUGUAUGAGCUGGUCUUAAAAUAUUGCAUCAACAAUGUAAUGACUCAUGAUUUAUAGCGAUUGCCCCUCAGACAGUAAAAUCAAAACAAUGAAAAAAAAACCCAAACAAACUAGAAACAAACUGGGGGAUAGUGAGCAACUGAUAGAAUGAACUGGAGAAAUGGGAGGAAGAAUUUUAGUAAUAUCUGAAAAUCUGAUGGAGAAUUUCAUAUCUUUGCCUUUAUUUGAAGACUGCAUGCAUGGGAAUUCAGCACUGAUAGAUAGUCAUCUGAGAGAAGGAAAGUUCUGGCAGUUCUGGGAGUGUAAAAUCCCAGCAAAAUCAGUGCUGCAGUCAAGUAAAUGAGCACAUCUGAAGUAGCUCCUGAAACCCAGACGUUAUCCAGAGUGACCAGUUUGUAUUCAGUGAAGACAAUGAAGAGACAAAGAUUAAUGCUUGGAGAAGGCUAUGGUGUUCUGCAAACUGGUGAGAGAGAAAGCUCUUCUCACCAUCUGUCUUUGAGGACUGUGCACCAGAAGAGAGCUCCUCUGAUCUUCUGAUGUUUUCCAUGCUGAUUUGCACUACUUUGGCACCUUGCAUAAGCAUGACGGUAAGCUGGUGAGACACCUUCUGCCUCUUUUUCUUAUUCAAGUAGUUCUUCUCCAGAUGACUAGUUCUCAUUGCUAAUAACUAAUUCUGCAAGGGAAGGGAGCUUUAGCUCCUAGACUACUGAUGUAGAGUUUGAUUUUUGUUUCACUGACAGUUAUUAUUGUUGUUCUUGUCUCCAGGUACCAGGAGAAGAAAUGAGCAUCCUCCUCUGACACCAGUUUUCACCAUGACAGUAAUUUGAGCAGAAACAGCUUUGCCUGCAAAUAAAUAAAUAAAUAAAUAUUAUAUGAAAA